Messenger RNA from Nicotiana tabacum (common tobacco), 1338 nucleotides. RefSeq lists its product as uncharacterized. Gene Ontology annotation, biological process: methylation. Gene Ontology annotation, molecular function: methyltransferase activity. The record is from RefSeq and is a predicted model, not a curated record. Lineage: Eukaryota; Viridiplantae; Streptophyta; Magnoliopsida; Solanales; Solanaceae.
GUCGUGGCCUCCUUCAUUCCCUUUCUUUAUGUAACGAAAAGAAGCUGGACACGAUAUUUGUGUUCUUUUUUUCUGUGACAUUAAUUGGUUCUGUGUGGCUCUCUUUUCUUAUCCCUACUACUACAAAUAUUUCUCCUAUAAAACUCAUGAUUUAUAUUACAACGUCUUAGCAUAGAAAUGUCUAACCAAGUGAAUUCUGUCCAGCAAUGGCCAGAAUUCAUAUUACCCAACUCGUUGUAUACCGAUAAUAUUAGAGAACUCCAUACAGAAAUUGAACAUAAAUGGGAUAUGUCGCGACGAUCAGCGUGCCAGAUUGCAGCAGGAAGGGCACUGUGGAGGCAUGUGAUAAAUGAUCCACUAGCUGAGUUACUAGCAGGAGAGACAUACCUCAAAAGCUUGUAUGAAAAGAUUAAGAGGGAUUGUCUUAAUAAUGCAACAGAGGUUUCUGGUGUAAUGAUUGCUGUUAGAACACUAUGGUUUGAUAAACAAAUUGAAGCUGCUCUUAGUUCCUUUGAUGGUGGAGCAACACAAGUUGUCCUUCUUGGAGCAGGUAUGGAUACAAGGGCAUACCGCUUAAGUUGCUUGAAAGAAAGUGAUAUUUUUGAGGUUGAUUUCCCAGAGGUCUUGCAGAUGAAAAUUACUGUUCUAAAAGAAGCAAGAAAUGAUCAAAAACACCCGAUGAUGACAUCAAAAUCACUGAAGAGAGUGGCAGCUGAUUUAAGAGAAAAGGAUUGGCUUAAAAAGCUUCAAUCAUCAGGAUUAGAACUAAAGAAAAAUACAGUGUGGGUAUUAGAAGGCAUCCUCUACUAUCUAUCACAUUCUCAUGCAAUGGAAGUACUCAAUGUUAUCGCUAAUAACUGUGCCUCUGCUCAUACAGUACUUUUAGCAGAUUUCAUGAACAAGCAAUCAACCAAAAUGUGCAGCUCCAUUUUCCAUUUCUAUAGUGAUUGGCCUGAUCUGUUAUUGCCAUCACUAGGAUUUUCUCAAGUUAAACUUUCUCAGAUUGGUGAUCCAGAUGCCCAUUUCGGGCUGUUGCAUAAUCCACUAAAUUUGUUCAACAAGUUGCGCAGCUUGCCACGGUCAAUACAAACUCAUCCUGAUGAUGGAACACCGUGUUGUCGGUUGUAUUUGCUUCAGGCUUCUGGAGCACCACCUAUUUAAACUAUUCUUUGAAUCGUGUUAAUUGUUACUAAUGGUGUUUACUGAUAAGCCUAAUUUUCUAGCUAGAUUAGAAGUAGGCAACAUUAUUUAUUGGUGCCUUGUGGCACUACUGAAACAAUUUGAACUAGUGACCAUGUCAUUCAAGCUAUGUUUACUAUAUGAAUGUUUUAUUCUUCA